Molecule: messenger RNA, 6337 nt
Organism: Venturia canescens
Lineage: Eukaryota; Metazoa; Arthropoda; Insecta; Hymenoptera; Ichneumonidae
Gene: ath
Exons: 15
Coding region: 128-5806 (1892 amino acids)
Biological process (GO): chemical synaptic transmission; synaptic vesicle endocytosis; presynaptic membrane assembly
Cellular component (GO): plasma membrane; cell surface; postsynaptic membrane
Molecular function (GO): signaling receptor activity; nucleic acid binding; neurexin family protein binding
Source: RefSeq, a predicted model, not a curated record
GCUGUCCAGGCGAACACAUGGUAAUUGGGAAAACACGUGCGUGCUGUGAAAAAGUGAUACUGAAUUUUCGAGGAUUCGACGUUAUUUGGUGAAUAAAGAAACAUCACAAUUGCUCAAUUAUAUAAAAAUGGGUGUUCACGACAACACUGAGUCCAAGUACAAUGUUCUGGGGAGCUCGAGUUUUUCUAAAUUAGCUCCGAAAAGGCUCGCUCCCAGCAUCGUCACUUUUCCUGGCGAAGGGUUUCACAACAAGAUUCAAAAACUCGAACAUUUUAGCGAUUUGCAAACGAAUAAUCACGAUAAGGCUAGCGUCAGUAUUCAACAACAAAGAAAAUCUCUUCCUGUUUACCGACUACGAAAAAGAUUACUGGAAGAGAUUCGGAAACACAACAGCCUGAUAGUGAUCGGAGAGACGGGAAGUGGAAAAACAACGCAAAUACCGCAGCUGCUGUUGGAAAAUGGAGUUGCAGGGACGUCAGGGUGUAUCGGUAUAACGCAGCCGCGUCGAGUCGCAGCGGUCAGCGUGGCUCGUAGAGUGGCACAGGAGCAGAGUUGUCCUGUAGGAAAACUGGUCGGUUACAGAGUCCGUUUCGAGGACGUAACGAGCGAGCAAACGAGAAUAAAAUAUUUGACAGACGGUAUGAUGGUUCGGGAGGCAAUGACCGAUGAAGUUCUUUCCGAUUAUUCCGUCGUUAUUUUGGACGAGGCUCACGAGAGAUCGGUCCAGACGGACGUUCUUCUCGGAGUUGCGAGGAGAGCCCAACGUUUGCGAAAACAGCAAAAUUUGACUGGCCUCAAGUUGAUCGUAAUGUCCGCUACGAUGGACGUUGACAAAUUCGUCAAAUACUUCGAGGCCCCUGUCAUUUAUCUCGAAGGACGGCAAUACCCCGUAAAAAUCUACAACUCGAUCAAAUCUCAAGACGAUUAUGCAUUCGCUGCUCUCGUAACUGCGUUUCGUAUUCAUCGGGAAACACCGCCAAACGAGGACAUUCUCGUAUUUUUAACCGGCCAAGAAGAGAUCGAAGCGACAGCAGCCGCAGCGAGACAAGUGGCGAAACAAUUAGAAGACAAGCACCACCCUCGAUUAAAAGUUUUUCCACUUUAUUCAGCUUUGCCAACUCACCAACAGUUGGAAGCUUUCAAAGCUUCUCCUCCGGGAAUGAGGAAGUUGGUUUUGUCGACCAACGUCGCUGAAACUUCCGUCACUAUCGGAGGCAUUCGUCACGUGAUUGACACAGGAGUGGUCAAAGCUCGAACCCACAAUCCUAUAACCGGCCUGGACAUAUUGCGAGUUGAGAAAAUCGCGAAAGCCCAAGCCUGGCAGCGAACGGGUCGAGCGGGUAGAGAAAACUCUGGGAAAUGUUACAGAACGUACACGAAGCAGGAUUUCGAAGCGAUGAAGGAAAUGCCGAUACCAGAAAUCCAAAGAUGUUCCCUCGCCAGCGUUGCUCUCCAAUUACUCGCCAUUGGAGUGAACGUUACAACUUUUGAUUUCAUGGACGAACCUCCCAAGGAAUCGGUGGCAGUUGCGAUCGCCUGUUUGGAAAAACUCGGCGCCGUCAAAGGAUCGCCACCGCAGUUGACCAGCCUCGGGAGAACCAUGUCACUCUUCCCUCUCGAUCCCCGAUUCACCAAAGUCCUUCUCGCUUCGGUCGAGCACAAAUGUCUGGAGGAAGCCUUGACGGUCAUAGCUCUGCUUUCCGGAGAAUCGAUUUUCACGGAGCCGCCGGCGAAACGGCAGCAAGCUCACGCCGCAAGGACGAGGUUCUCUUCCCCGGAAGGCGAUCACGUGACUCUUCUAAACGUUUAUCGAGCCUUUGCGGAAGCUCCGCAGAAGAAAUCGUGGUGCCACGAGAAUUAUCUUCAUUUUAGAAAUCUCGAAUACGGCGCCGAGGUCAGAAAACAAUUGGCCGGUUUGACAGAGCGAGCCCAAUUGGAGAAAUCUUCCUGUGGGAAUAACACCGAGUCUCUCAGACGAGCGCUACUCGAAGGACUUUCCGACAAUGUUGCCGAACUGCAACGUGAUCACAAUUACGUCACGAUGACUUCGAGAACGCCCGUUGCGAUUCAUCCAUCGUCGACUUUACACUCGUUGAGACCGCGUCUCGUACUCUUUACCGAAGUCGUUGCGACAGGACGUUGUUACAUCCGCGGUUUGUCAGUCAUUGAAAAUUCGUGGUUGACAAACCCAGGGAAGAAAUUCGUCGUGAAAACGAGGAAGGAGCCACGAGUUACGAAGUGGUGCACGAAGCGCUCGUCGGACCGGAGGAAAAGCCUCCGCAGGCGAGAUUCAUCCGAGACAGAUGCGUUUUACGAUUUCGGUGCGGAGACGCGGCGGCGUGACGCGAUGCGGGAUCGUUCGAACUUUCGUGAAAAAAUUGUCGCGAGGAAGAAGAAGAGAAAGAGGAGGAGGCGGAGGAGAUGGAGGAAGAAGAGAGAAGCCGGAAGUCGAGCCAACGAGACCGGUGACAACGACGGAAUUCUCGCAGGAGCGCUGCUCCUCGUCGAUUCGUUCGACGAGAGGCUCGAAGCUCCUGCUCCGCCGGCGGGCACCUUUGCAAUUCGAGAUAAAGACAAUUAUGAGAUUUGGCCGGAAAUCAGGGAUUUCUCGGGCGAUAGAGAAGUUGGUAAGGCGCCAGCGGGAAACGAGGUCGAGGAUAGUUCGGAGCUUCGAGAUCCCUCGAUCGAUGGAGGAGCGCCGGGUAACGGUGGCUCUCGGCGAUUACGAGAAGAAGCGAAUCCCCGGAGCCAGCAGCCGCCGGAGCUCGGGUCACUGCCGAUCGCCGCGAACCUCGGCCUUUCGAAAUCCGGGCUGGACGAACAGCCAUCGAUAUCACGGCCGCCUCGGAGAGCUAACGAAUUCGAAAGAGCAUCGAUCGACGAGGCUCUGACAUCGAGCCUCGAGAAGAAAAACGUCGAUCUUCCAACCGGGAGUAAAUUAGAGGAGGCUGAAAAGCCCGGAGACUCGAGGAGCCUUAAAAAAUUGGGCAAAUGUGGCAACAAUUUCGACAGGCUGGUCGUCAGGUCGGCCAACUUUGUAUCAAGCCUUGUGACAAUCGUUCUGACCGCUUCCUUAUUCAUCGUUGCCCUCGGCCACGAAAGCUCUCGCGUACCGAUCGACAAUAUCGCCGGGAUCGCCGAGGCCUUUGCCGGGGGUCCGGUUAAAUACAGUACUCGUAUCGUACGCACGCGAUACGGUACGUUGCGCGGUAUCGUUACCAGAGACAACGAUCUCGAAGCUUACCUCGGUGUACCUUACGCCACUCCGCCCCUCGGUGCUUUGCGUUACAUGCCACCUGUCACACCGACCCAAUGGCGAGGUGUCAAACACGCCGAUUCCAUGCCACCUGUUUGUCCCCAACGGAAAUACGAUUCUAUCGAUUCGUCGUCCGCCAGCACGAGGAGCGACGAUUUUUUACCCUUCGUACGCUCCAAUCAGAGCGAGGAUUGCCUCUAUCUCAAUCUUUACGUGCCACGAACCAAUCGAGGUAACGGUACGGAAUUGCUGCCAGCGUUACUUCUCGUUCACGGUGAAUCUUAUUCGUGGGGAGAAGGAAAUUCCCUAGUCGGCACUGCCCUAGCCUCUCACGGACGUCUAGUCGUCGUAUCCAUUAAUUUUCGUCUCGGAAUACUCGGUUUUUUGAAAACUGGUUCAAAGGGCAGCGGUCAAGGAAAUUACGGGCUGAUGGAUCUGGUCGCGGGUUUGCAUUGGCUUCGUGAAAAUUUGGAAGCUUUUGGCGGCGAUCCACAACGACUGAGCGUACUUGGCCACGGGACCGGUGCAGCUCUCGCUAAUUUUUUAGCCGUUUCACCGAUGGCCAAAGAACUUGUCGAGAGGGUCGUACUUUUGGGUGGUUCGGCCCUUUCGCCUUGGGCCAUUCAGAGGGAUCCUCUUGCCGUAAAGCGACGCGUAGCCGAGCAGACCGGAUGUCCGAGCGACGUCGAGGCCGACGACAUCGCCGCUUGUCUUCGACUUCGGAGUCUCGACGAACUUCUCCAAGUUCGUCUCGAUUCGCCGAGAUUCACCGCCGGAUUCGCACCUUUCGUCGACGGCACCGUUUUGCCGCUGACUUCCGGUGGGAAUAUUCAACCGACGGUGGGCUCGUCGGGUUUGUAUCCAAUCGCGCCUGGGCCCGGAUUCGAGUUUGCAUCCUUCGGGAAUCGUCAUCUCAUAAUGGGCCUGACUUCGGACGAGGCGUGGCUCGACCUCAGCGACGAGGACAUACGGAGCGGGUUGAACGAGACCCGGAGAGAUCGAAUAUUGCGUACGUACGUGCGCAACACUUAUCGAUAUCACCUGCACGAGAUAUACUCGACGCUGAGAAACGAGUACACGGAUUGGGAGAGAGGCGAGCAGAGCCCAGCGGGGAUGCGGGAGGCUCUGCUCGCGUUGUUGGGGGACGGACAAGUGGCCGCUCCGUUGUUGAGGCUCGCGUUGCUGCAUUCGUCCUCGGGUGCGCGGGGUUACUUUUUGCAUUUCCAGCCGGGAGAUCGUCCGAGCCGGAAGGGCGAGGAAUUGCCUUACUUCCUUGGGAUACCGAUGCUGAGGAACGAGGCCGCUAAUUCCCCGUCGAUCGCCCCGGUUUCGGGCAACUACACGACCAACGAUGAGCACUUGUCGAGGCUGCUCGUCCGAUAUCUCGCCAAUUUUAUCUGGCACGGCGAUCCGAACGACAACGGUCCCGAGAGCCCGCCCUUCUGGGACGCGUACGACUCGAUAAAUCAAUAUUAUCUCGAAGUCGGGGCUUCCACGAGCAAAAUGAGAUCGCAUUAUCGCGGUCACAAGAUGUCACUGUGGCUGAAUCUUCUGCCGCAGUUGCAUCGGCCCGGUUACGAGAUAAGCAUGAGACAUCAUCAUUUGGCCGAGAGUCCGAGUCUCUACGAAGGAGCCGUUCGCCCCCAGACGAUGGUCGUCCCAAUCCCGGCUCCACCCUUGACCAUUCCAUCGCCCACCGAAGCCUCCAUGUCGCCGCUUCCGGUUUUAACGACCGAAUGCGCCCCCAACGAGAUCGGACCGAAUACAGCCAAGACCGCGUCCACUUCCGCCGGCGUCUUCGAAGACGACAUCGACUCGAGAUUAGGACCGGGCCCGAACAACCUUCUUCGAAAAUUCGCCUCGAAUCAUUAUCAGAGCUAUACCACCGCCCUCACCGUCACCAUCGCCGUCGGCAUCUUUCUUCUCCUCCUCAACAUUCUCAUUUUCGCUGGGAUUUAUCAUCAGAGAGAUCGAAACGCUGCUGCAGCCGCAGCCAGCACCGGUUCCGCGUAUCGGAUCGGGAAAAAAGAAGAUUCUCUGGAAGCCGGUUGUUCGGGGCUGGAUCUCGCCCCGAGCAAGUCAAGACUCUCGGCGUCCCUCGUCAGCUCGGAUUCUCCGCCGAUGUCGUCCAGUCCGCCGAUCCACAAGCAGAAAUUAGUUCAGCAAUUGGAGUUGGAGCUCCAGGAGUUCCAAUGCUCGCCGCCGCCCGGAGGGACCAUCGGCGGAGCCGGCAAGAGGAUCUCGACGAUAGAUCCACCGACGUACGGUUGGCCGGAUCCCCCGCGAACGCCUUCGCCCUGCGUCGACGUCGCGGCCGGGAACAACGCCGACGAGGACGACGACGAUGACGACGACGACGAGGACGACGCGGAGGAGGAGGACGACGACGACGACGACGACGACGACGACCUGGAGGAGAAUCUCCCCGAACCACCCCCGCCUCCCAAAGCCCCUGCCCCGAACGUCGCGGCUUGCCCUGGAAUUUUGCGUCAGCCCGGCACACCCGGAAGUGCCAAAAAACGCGUUCAGAUUCAGGAGAUUUCGGUUUAAUCCUCCGAGGAACUUUUCGAGCUCCGAACCCUCCGAGUUUCGCCAACUUGUUUCAAACGAUCUUCAAACUUAUCGAUAUCAAUUCGAUAUCAUCGCCAGGUUCAACCCCACGGUGGUACUAGCCAUUUUUUUCCAUCCCUAUAGCCCCGGAACAGCGCUCGUGCGGUGUCGAAAAUAAAAGAAAAACAUUACACAAGAGACUAGAAUUCUAGUUUUUCCAACUGCGAAGAUGAGAAAUAUCGUUCGUGACUCGUGAGCGCGCCUUAAAAGUGCUUUUGAGAAUGUGGGACAUUGACGAGUGGUGCAGACGCUACGAGGGAUUGAAGAGAGCUCAGGUAGAGCCGAGAUAUUAUAUUAUUAUUAUCAUUAUUAUUAUUAUUAUUAACAUUAUUGAUAUUACAAUUGAAUAAGUGAUUCCCAGCCUAAUGGGGAAUUAUAAUAUACUCGAGGAAUUGCCCAAUUAUGAUGGUAGAACGGUUCGACGAAGUUGUGAGAAACAAAAAACAAAAUAAACAUGAAAGAAAUGUUGAA